GCAGGCUUUUACUCUCAGAGUUUGUAAUAAGACACACUCCUCUUACAAGAGUUCAUACUACAACUUAGCAAAGACUUUACAUUUUUGGAAGAACAAAAUAUUCAUUUUGGCAUUGUGCAGAGCAAAGGGAACUCGGUGCCUUCCUCCAACCUCAAAAUGACAGCAACCUCUGCCGUCAGCGGCGCGCUCCUGUUCUCCCUUCUGUGUGAGGCAAGUGCUGUUGUCUUACUCAAUUCCACUGACUCAUCCUCGCCAACCAAUAAUUUCACUGAUAUUGAAGCCGCUCUGAAAGCUCAGCUCGAUUCUGCGGACAUCCCCAAAGCCAGGCGGAAGCGCUACAUUUCGCAAAAUGACAUGAUCGCCAUCCUUGACUAUCAUAACCAGGUCCGGGGCAAAGUGUUCCCACCGGCCGCCAACAUGGAAUACAUGGUUUGGGAUGAAAAUCUUGCAAAAUCUGCUGAGGCCUGGGCCGCCACCUGCAUUUGGGAACAUGGACCUUCUUACUUACUGAGAUUUUUGGGCCAAAAUCUCUCUGUGCGAACUGGAAGAUAUCGCUCUAUUCUCCAGUUGGUCAAGCCAUGGUACGAUGAAGUGAAAGACUAUGCUUUUCCGUAUCCCCAGGACUGCAACCCCAGAUGUCCAAUGAGAUGUUUUGGCCCCAUGUGUACACAUUAUACACAGAUGGUUUGGGCCACCUCCAAUCGGAUCGGAUGUGCGAUUCAUACUUGCCAAAACAUGAACGUGUGGGGAACCGUGUGGCGCCGUGCAGUGUACCUGGUGUGCAACUAUGCCCCCAAGGGCAACUGGAUUGGAGAAGCGCCAUAUAAAGUAGGGGUACCAUGUUCAGCUUGUCCUCCGAGUUACGGGGGAUCGUGUACUGACAACCUUUGUUUUCCAGGAGUAACGUCAAACUACCUAUACUGGUUCAAAUAAGCUUACCGGCUCUUCCAGGAAGUUGAAUGCUUUCUGGGAAUCAUAGGUCUAUAUAUAUAUUGAGUUUUGCACAUAUUAUACAUAUUUUAUAACAAUCUUGUUUUCCUUUUAUUAGUCCUUGUAUAAAUUAGUGUUUGUCUAGUAUGUUUGUUUAAUCUUUUGAGGUCAUCAGAACAUCCAUUUCUAUUUUCUGAUCUCUAACCCUAAAUUAAAAUAUUGUAUAGGUAGUAUUGAUAUCGUUGAUGCAUCCACUUCUAAAACUUGCUUUCCAAAAGAAUUAUAUUAUGUUCCUACGGCAUAAAAAAUCUAGUUGAUCUGUAGGGUAUGUGUGUGCAUAUGUAGACAUACACAUGUAUAUGCAUUUAUAUGUCCAUAUUUACACACACACACAUAAUAGAUGAUGUAACACAUUGCUAAUAAUAUGAUUCAGUAGUAAACUGAAGGGAAACUUAAAAUAUUCUAUUCAAAAUAUAUGUGAGGUGGUGGGACAUGUCCAGCACCCACCUCUGUAAUAGCCACAAAAUAAUAGUUUGCAAAAUAACCCUCAGUGAUAUCAGGACAUAAUAAAUUAAUUAAGCAAUCCCAGAUUUCAUUCUGGAGACAUUUUUUUCUUAUUUGGGUUUACGAAAGGUUAUGCUCCAACUAUGUAAGCUUCAAAUCCUACCUUUUACUUAAUCUCUUCUGGUUAUGUUCUCAUAAUGCAAAGAUAAUGAGAUUUGGUUCCUGCCUUCAGAAGCUCACAAAAAUAUUCAGGAAAUGAUACAGCCCAAUGAUUUGGCUGCACAAUUAUUCUUUGUUAACGAAUGGAUGUUCACGUAGCUGUGAGGAAGUGAACACAACAGCGGUGUCCGCCUGUAGGUGGAACAGGGGAUAAGCCACACUGUGGGGUAGGUAAGGCUCCUGAUUAGCGUGGCAUUUUAGCUGCCGUGCUUGGAACCAGAAGAGGCAGGAAGGAAUUAACAACUGCCCAGAAGGUACUGGAUUGGAGUAGACAGUUGUGCCUUUGGCAGAAAGGCAGAAAGCUAGACCCUAAGAACACUGAAGAGGCCCAAGAGAAGUAAGACUGGGGAGACAGAUAUGAAAGUCACAAAAACUCCAGGUGCAGAGCUGCGGGAGGGCCUGUCCUGAGGGCCUGGUGUAUCGUGAGGUCUGUCAGCAGGAGGGAAAGGACCAGAAAGAAACACCUCGGUACCAAGGACACUCCACUGCUUCACUGUGAUUGUGGGACUUCGGGGCUCAUAUGAAAGACCCUGGGUGCCCACCACAGACAGCAAUGACGUGUUAAACAGCCCCCUUCAGAACGACUUUCUGAGGACGAGUCACCAAAUUUUACGUCUAUGUAGACGAAUACUUAUCAGUUGAGUUCUCAAUUAGGAGCUCAAAAUAACCAUGAAAACUUCAUUCGUGUGAUUUUGGAAAGGCAACAUUUCCUCAUUCAGGAAAUUGCUUUCAGAGGAAACUCAAUUAUCUGGGCCAAGACACUUAAUGCUAUAUACCGUGUGUGUGUGUGUGUGUGUGUGUGUGUGUGUGUGUGUGUGUGUGAGAGAGAGAGAGAGAGAGAGGAGAGAGAGAGAGAGAGAGAGGAGAGAGAGAGAGAGAGAGAGAGAGAGAGAGAGAGAGAGAGAGGGAGAGGGAGAGAGAGAGAGAGAUGCUUAGGUUGUAUAAUACUUCCAUAGAAUUUCUGACUAAGAAAACAUGGUUAGUUCCAGAAUGCAAAUAACAGGAGGAAGCUACUUGUUUAAAAUUCCCUGCACACUUGCAGUUUCUUAGGGUGGCUGCACUGAGAGGGUAGAUAGUUAAUUAAAUCCAUUCAAUGCGGGAGGAAUGCCCACCUGGAGUUCUGAUGGACACGAUGACAAAUAAUUGGCCUGAUUCCUGUUCCAAACUGGAUAUGGUGACCAAAUGUUUUGACAUCCUAUUACUCUGCUUCUGUGGGCACCUAUAUAGACUUUAUCAAAAAUACAUAUUUUGGAGACUUAAAUGAAGGAUAGAAAUGAUCAUAUGGUUCAGGCCCCAAUUCAAAUUUUAUCUAACAUGCAAUAGGUAGUUGGAGACAAAUCUCAUUGGUAGGAUUUUGGCUUGAUUUCUGUAGAAAGUGUUUUCCAUCCCUGAUUUUGCUGCACAGAAGUAGAAAAGUACUAUUCAACCGAAAAUGACCAUGCUUAGUUCCAAUUCUGUUACUGGUUUACUCGUGUAGCUUGGUUUCUUAGUUUUAAAAAUGAACAAUGAUAUUUGCUUCACAUUUCACAGAGGUCCUUAGGAAGGUAAAAUUAUCAUAGUAAUAGGAUUUAUGAAGAUUAAAUUAUCAUUAAUGUGAAACUUUUCAUUAAAAGUAAGUUUUUUGUGAGCUUUUCCUUGGCAGAAACUCUAAUUCUUUGCAUUUAUCUCAGCUUCUUAUACGUUGGCUGUAAUGUAAUAAAUGUUUCUAUGAAUGGAUUUUCAGUAUUAACUAAAAACUCUAGAACUGCAACAAUUUAGAGGAAUCCCAACUUUCCAUGUUUUAUUAAGACAAAAAUGUCUUCAGUACAAAGCUUUGAAUGCAUCAAAAAUCCAGAUGAAUCAUCAGACAUAUCAAAUGAAGACUAAGGUCUACACACUUAUAACUUACUCAGCAGUCUGUUCCAAAUCAUGGCUAGAACUAAGUUUAUUUAUAAUUUAACAACUCAGCUAAAAAUGUAACGGGUAUAUUUGUUUGUCUAUCUAUACUUUUUAAAGUUAGUAAUAUAAUGUGGCCAUGUAAAAUGUUUUAUUUCCCAGGCUAAAGCAAAUGACAGUUUGCUAGUAGCCUGUCAUAUUUUUACAGCAUGCAACAAAGGUGCUAGGAUAACAAUUUCUCACUGUAAUGCCCAGAGGCAGGAAGGGUCUGGGGAUAAGCUAUUUUAUAAGAACAGCUUUAAACAGUCAGUAUUGAAGCUUUCAUUUCAAAAGGUUUCAUUCAAAAGAUACAGUUAUUGGCAUACAUAUUCUACACCAUGGAUCCUCUCUAUGGCAUAGUUUUUUCAUUUCCACCUUUUUUUUUUUAGUAAAAAGUAAAAAACAAAACCUGUCACAUUAUGUAUUUUUUGGCUUUCAUGUCAUCAAAAGACUGGGAAAAUGAUAAAUUUUGCUGUUAAACUGAUGGAUUCUUUGUAAAAUUGUAUUUGGGUUGCGUAGGCAACAGUCUUAAUGUUCCUGGUUAUGAUAGAUAAACUUGCUUUUACAAUGUGGCAGAACCAGCAUUUAUUAUCCCUUUUGCUUCUAUCCAGCAAUCAAAGUACCAUCACUUCUUUGAGCCAUCAGAGUGUCCCUACCAACUUCAUUUGGAAGUGAGGUCAUACUCACCGGAAACCAUGGAAACAGCCAUUUAAAGGCUCCAGGCAGCUUUGGCACAGAGUUGACCAAACACUAGGGCAAGUUCAAGCAAUACAAUUUACUCCAAACAUUUGAAUAAAAACCAUAUACAUAUACAUACACACACACACACACACACAUACACUCAUUAAAACAUGCUUCUGUUAAAUCAACUUAUAACAUCUACAUGAGCAAGUCUCGUACACAUUUAGGCCAGUUUAAGUAUUUUGUGUUCAUCCCCUGCUUAUCAUAUGAAUGAUAAGCUGAACAGGUCAUUUGAAUGUGUCCAUAGAGGAGAAGUAAUGCUCAGCCCGAGGUCUAUGUUCUCCACCUUGUGUGACAACAUUCCCCGGGUCCUGCGGUCUCAGAGGAUGAAAAUCUUGACAUGGAUGCAAGCCUUUAUCUACUGAAGCAUUUAAGGAAAGUAGAAUUAGAUUUCUACCAGUCUGACACUAUCAUUGCUUAUGUAUGAUUUUUUAAUAUUGCCAUUAUAUGUAUGGGGAAAGACAUGUUUAAACACAUGCAAAAUGAUUUUUUAAAAUUAUGUCAUGGUGUAACUUUGACUUAUGAGAGGCCAAUCAAAAACUUAGGAAGUUUAACAAUAACUUGCUAAUGGUGCUGAAAAUGCAUUACAACCACCAAAAUUGUUACAAUUUUGAGGUUUCUUUGCAAUUAAAGUUUUUAUUAAGUGUGAACUAUCAUUUAUUUUGGUGCUAAAAAUAUGGUGCUAAAUGAAUUGUUAGUGUUAAUAGCUUUCGUAAGGCUCUUUUUAGUCAUUAUUAAAAGUGUUAUCCAUUCAAUUCCGAUUUGGAAAUAAUAAUAAAAUCCUGUUAAAUUAAUCUUAACCAGAAACAGGCCAGUGAACUAUAUUUUUAAUCUAAAAGCCCAAAAUUAUUUUAGUGUUACAGAAUGUAAAUUUAUUAUUAUUAUUUUUUUUUGAAGUUACUAAUUUUCUUUUAAAGCAUUUCUUAGCUUGGCAAUGUCCAAAUUCAAAUAUUGCCUAAAGGUUAAACACCUACACCAACCAUACUGCAGACACUGGCGCCCUCUGGCGGUUGUAAAAACAAAUUCUUGAUGGCUACUUGGCCUGAAACAAAAAGCCCUUUCUUCUGUCCAAUAAAAAUUAAGCUGCAUAAUUUUAGAAUUCUCAAAUACUCUCUAAAUCUGACAGUAUUUGAAAAUGCUUGACUCUUUUGACAUACUUUUCUAAGAGAAUAAGAGCGAUACUAUAUCUUGGUAUCGACUUUGCUAAAUAAAAAUGUUUUUCAUGAUUUUCCAGUUCUGAGGUGCUUAUUACAAUGUUGUUGUUUUUAACUAGGCAUUACUAAAACAUUUUUUAUUUGGUUUACAUUUUAAAUACAAUUAGAUUUAAACUUAGCAAACAAGAUCAUAAGUGUGCUCCACUUUCAGAAGCAGUAAUUUAUUUUUACUUUGCAGAAUGCAUAAGAUAAAAAGGAGAUACGUUAAAAAAAUUAAUUCCACAUAGGAAAGGAUUAUCUCCUCACCUGGACUUGUUGGUCUAUAAUGUGAUAAUGUUCUUUGAUCACACUAUUGAGCUAAUAAUACAAUUUUAAUAUUCCAUUCAAACUCCUUUUAGCCUAACAAAUGUUUAGAAUCACAUCCCCUGUAACUAAAUGGGCCGUAUGCUUAGGCAAACUCUCAGGUGAGGUAUGUAAUCGACUGAUGUGAUCAUCUGUUUGGAAAGAGAUGUUUCUUAAACCAUGUUAACAUAACCUAAUGAAAUAUGCUUUGAGGCUGUUUUCCAAAUUAGUAUUUUCAAACUUAUUUUAAAGCAACAGAACCCUUUUCAUUAUCUCAAUGACAUACAGAGCUCUGACAUUCAAUACACAAAAAAUGGAUCUGCUAUUCCCCACACCUUCCCCAGUGCCUUGGAAGUUUCUUCUGAGAGCCCCAGGAUUCCAUCAAACAGAAAAAAAAAAUUGAUCUAAAUCAUCCAGUACCCCAGCCCAUUGUCUCUAAAAUAAUCAACGUAUGAAAGAAACAAAGUUUGAGGCUCUGAAUAAUUCCAAUGGUUCUUUUAAAUACCCACAUCACUUUGCAGUGUCAGAAAGCCUCUUAUUUGGAGAAUUAAAGGCUGACUUUAACUGGUGCUUGCUAUAGAUUACAUCAUCUUGUGUUACUUGACAAACAGAAUGUUGGUACCAUAAUAUUUUAAGAAUUAGAGAUAAUUGUGAUGCAUAUUUGAAAAUAAUGUGUUUUUAAGGUAUCUAAAUGUUUCAACUAUGUACAUAAACCUACCAUAUAUUGUAUCAUUUUAGAUAUUUUUAUUAAAAAGGUUAAUUUGGA
This is a messenger RNA of Myotis myotis, 6570 nucleotides long. RefSeq names its product peptidase inhibitor 15 (gene PI15). Gene Ontology annotation, cellular component: extracellular region. The record is from RefSeq and is a predicted model, not a curated record. Lineage: Eukaryota; Metazoa; Chordata; Mammalia; Chiroptera; Vespertilionidae. Bases 157 to 933 code for a protein of 258 amino acids. The transcript has 6 exons.